Patiria miniata (bat star) is the source of this 1413-nucleotide messenger RNA. RefSeq lists its product as uncharacterized. The record is from RefSeq and is a predicted model, not a curated record. Lineage: Eukaryota; Metazoa; Echinodermata; Asteroidea; Valvatida; Asterinidae. The coding region runs from base 1 to 1413 and encodes 470 amino acids. The transcript has a single exon.
AUGUCAGAGGAUUGCAAGGACAACUUCAACUUGACAACCACAGCCGACUUACUUCAGAGGUUAGGGUUCAUCAUAAAACACGACAAGUCUCAGUUUGUCCCAUCGCACCAGUUGACUUACCUCGGGUUCCUCAUCAACUCAUCAACCAUGACUUUGUCCCUGCUGACAGAGAAAGUACACAAGAUCAUGACACAUUGCCGAGAUGUUCUGCAAGCAAAAGACUUGACGGUGAGAGAUCUGGCCAAGCUCAUUGGCCGCCUAUCAUCGAGCAUUCAGGCAGUCUUUCCGGCACCACUGUUCUACCGCAGCCUACAACAGGACAAAGGGAUUGCCCGGCACAGAGAAAACUCUUACGAGACCGAGGUGAUUCUUUCUCCAGCUUCUCGAACCGAACUGGAAACCUGGAUAAGCUGCAUCAGGUUGUGGAACAGCCAAACACUUCUCAACCCAACUCCAGACUUAAUGAUUCAGACGGACGCAUCACUCUGGGGUUGGGGUGCCUGCCUAGGAAAGGUGCAGUGCGGGGGCAGAUGGUCUCUACAAGAGCAGUCCUUGCACAUAAACAACCUCGAACUACAUGUACUCGCAGUGUUUUAUGCCCUCAAGUCCCUAGUGAGCCAGCAACGGAACAUUCACAUCCGCGUACAGGUGGACAACAUGACGGCCCUGUCGUACAUCAAUCACAAAGAUGGCACGCACUCCCACGUACUGUCAAGUCUGGCAGUACAGAGAUGGACAUGGUGUUUAGCCAAGCACUUGACACUGUCAGCAGAAUACCUUCCAGGGGUUCAAAAUACAGUAGCCGACAAUCUGUCCCGAGUGUUCAGUGACAGAACAGAAUGGCAACUACUUCCGGGUGUUUUCCAGGAGGUCACACAGAUGAUGGGGUUCUGCCCAUCUGUAGAUCUGUUUGCAUCCCGUCUCAACACACACCUUCCACGGUUUGUGUCAUGGCUACCCGACCUUCUAGCCUGGCGGGUAGACGCAUUCACCAUCAACUGGAAAAACCUAGAGGGUUACUUGUUUCCCUCGUUUGCACUGCUUGCAAAAUGUCUGCAAAAGAUUUUUGUAGAAAAAGCCUUAGUCCUUCUGAUAGCUCCAGUGUGGAAAACACAGCCUUGGUACCCACGGCUAUUAGAACUCGCAGUAGAAACGCCGGUGCUAUUUCCACGUCAGCUGGACCGUUUCAGGCCAUGUCACAACGGCCAAUAUCACGCAAUGCGGAAAACCUUGCAGCUAGCCGCAUGGAAGCUAUCGGGCGAUCCGUGUCAGCAAGAGGUUUUUCGCAGCAAGUGUCCUCCGUCAUCUUAUCAUCAUGGCGCAGUGGCACCAACGCCCAGUUUAAUUCAGCUUGGCACCGAUGGAACCACUGGUGUGUUCGACGGCAACUUGAUCCUGUUCGAGCACCUCUAG